Branchiostoma belcheri (Belcher's lancelet) is the source of this 2319-nucleotide messenger RNA. RefSeq lists its product as uncharacterized. Bases 8 to 1735 code for a protein of 575 amino acids. The record is from RefSeq and is a predicted model, not a curated record. The transcript is spliced from 10 exons. Lineage: Eukaryota; Metazoa; Chordata; Leptocardii; Amphioxiformes; Branchiostomatidae.
GUGGACUAUGUGUAUAGGGGACAUCCGCAAUCAGAAGAAAUUUGUCCAGGAGCGAUGUGCACAACGUCCCCUACUUCUCAGUGGUCGAGUCCAAAUGCGGAAGUGCCGACGUUAUUGUUCCCAGGUGUGCUGUAGCCAGUCUUGCGGAACAGGGCUGUACAUCAACAUGGCUGACAACGACUUCCGGUGGGGUCAGAGGACGUACACUUUGCGGGAGUUCUUGGACAGUUUCACCUUACCCAGGAUGGUCAAGGUCACAGCAGGGCAUUAUGGGAACACCGAAGUGGAGUCACUAGCAGCUGGCCAGAUCGUCCGGAUCCACAGACAGGUCAGGCAGCUGAGGGUGAUCGCAGAGGACAGACACGGUCGCCGCCUCAGCAUCCCUGCCGACCGGAAGGGAACGGCUUUGUUUGACGUCAUAUCUGGCAGCGGAAAUGAGGAAUUUCGACAAGACAUCGUGCACAUCCUGCAGACGUACCGGCUGCCGCUGCGGGCGCAGUUCUCUCGGGAGAUCGGCUUGAGGAGUACGGACCGGCACGGCGUGCAGAAGUUCGGGGAGCUGAAUCUGCUGGAGACGUACGAGGAGACAUACCUGCAGGGGAACUCUUACACAGGCAACACGUUGGUUGAAACCGUCCUGCUGAUCCCCAUGUACCUGACCCUGCGGGUCGCGGUGGCUGACGGGCUGCAGCGGGGCGGGGACAGUGACUGGUCCAGUCUGUGCCAGGCUCUCUCCGACAUCACCGCAAACACCGUCAGCUUCGAUGACGUCGUCGGGAAUGAAGACGUCUCUCUGUACACGAAGACGUCAGUGGAAGAACAUAACAACAUUUACGAUGAGAUAGAGCCAGCCCGCAUACUUAAAGUCUACGCCAUGAGGGAUCCCAUGUCUUCUGACGUACUUGAUAUGGGGAAGACGUACGCACCGCUUCCUCCUGCUCCUGAUGAGAAGGAGAGGAAGAAGGGUCCCCCUCCUGUACCAGUCAAACCAAAGAGCUUAAGAAGGCCGCCGGCUGGAUUCCCACUGCCCGGGCUGACAUCACAAGCAAUGAAAGGCGACAACACACAACAGGGCAGAUCACAGGUACAGCACCAGUCUGCCGUAGAUAAGCCAUCGGCGGACUCCUACCAGACCCUGACGUUUGGCCCUGGUGAGACGUGUUACCAGGGCCUGUAUAUGGAGGCAGGGGAGGAGGCGGCCAGCACACACAGAACAGGGAACAUGCCCAGAGCCAUGACAGCACCUGUGACGCCACGGGGUGAUAAAGAUCGCAAAGAAGUUCCGUACGCGUCCAGAAAGUCGCUGCCCCCUACGCCCGCAGGAGGGGUGCCCACGGCCGUGGUCUUCGCCUCCCCCGCCGUCACAAAGAAGGAUGAAACCACCGGUACCAAGGUGCACAUUGCUAAAACAGAGCCAGCACAAGGAGCUGCUGAUCCCAGCAGUACCGCUAGAGGGCGCUCCAGUCCCACUAGAGAACAACUGGGCGUCUUCAUCGAAACGUUCAGCGACAUCCCGAAGGACGUGAGGACCCUUAACAUCGCACAGAUGGCGGACUGCCUCCGUCUCUUAAAGCUUGAUAAGUACAUCGCGACGUUUGAGGAGAACAUGGUUGACGGGGACCUGCUGAUGGACCUGGACAGGGACAUGAUGCGGGCUGACCUCCACAUGUCACCUCUCGACUGUGUCAAACUUAUCAAGUUCAGGGACGAAGGUUGGCGCCCAAAGGACCAAUGAACAGGCAUUAGUGAUACGCAUUUCUGCAUGAAUGAAAGACCUUUAUUGUGCAUUUAUGGCUUGAUGGGCUGAGUACAGGACUUCUAUCGCAUGAAGCCAGUAUUAGAAGCCAUGUUCAGCCGAGUGAAAUAUGGUGUACUUUAGGUAAGGACGCUAGGUGACGCUUUUAGUCACGACGUCGUUGUCGACGUCAAACGAUCGAGCUAAACAUGUGACAGCUACGUUUUGCGGACAAAGAAUCACUUAAAAGCUUCGAAUUCCAGAUUACAAUAAGUUCGCGCUUCUAGUACUAAAGGAAGGGCAAAUUAAACUACAAUUCCAGUCCGACAUGUGAUAGCAAAACGGAAUACAAUGGGAUCGAGAAAAGUGUGACAAAAUGUAUGACAAAAAGGCUGCAAAAGAAUCCGCACAAACGCAUCAUGCAUAUACUGAAGGCUGAAACACAGUUUACACGGAUCGUGAAAGCGGUGAGUUAUUUAAUAAAGCCGCCGAACUAUACCCGAACUUCUACAUAUCUACAGGAAAACGAACGUACUUUUUAUACAACUUGUAAUUACCCCUCGGGUUUGUAAUAAAAAAUAUCA